Alligator mississippiensis (American alligator) is the source of this 5063-nucleotide messenger RNA. It is a transcript of the gene XPNPEP3, whose product is annotated as X-prolyl aminopeptidase 3. The transcript has 11 exons. The record is from RefSeq and is a predicted model, not a curated record. Gene Ontology annotation, cellular component: mitochondrion. Lineage: Eukaryota; Metazoa; Chordata; Crocodylia; Alligatoridae. Gene Ontology annotation, molecular function: metalloaminopeptidase activity; manganese ion binding. Bases 297 to 1973 code for a protein of 558 amino acids.
UGCGGCCGGAACCUUCUGGAAGCGAGGCGCCCGGAGCACGUCCCACUUCCUCCCUCAACGUCAUCAACAACCGCCCUACUCCAAUCCAGGCCCCCACAGUGAGGGCGGAGCAGGUCGUUUUGCUCUACGCCGCUUUUUUUUUUUUUUUUUUGACAGGAGAUUAGCGCCGCCACCUCCUCCGCUUGGUCCCCGGCCGAGAGGAGGCGCUGGCGGAUGACGUCAUUAGCCAGCGCGGGAGGCCCCACGCGGUGCGCGCGGGCGGGGGGGGAGCGGCGCGGGAGCGGGUACUUCGCGCUAUGGCCUGGCUCCCGGGUCAGAGGUGUCUCCCGGCCGCCCGCGGCUGGCGCAGCCGAGCAGACCCGGCAAUGCUGCUGCAUGCACCUGCCCUCAUUGCCAUCACAGCAACUCGGAAGGAGUCAUGUCUGCGUGGCUUCUCCUUCUCCAUCUUUGCAGCAGGUCUUGGUGUGACCCUGCCAGGAUCAGUGCAACCCCUUAGACCUGUGUGGGAAGACUGCAAGUUCUGUUUCUUUCGGAGGUUUUCCAUUCAGCCUGCCCAGCAGAGGAAAAUUCCAAACCGGUACCUGGGUCAGCCUAGCCCCUUCACACACCCACACCUUCUCAAGCCAGGGGAGGUAACACCAGGGCUGUCCCAGGUGGAAUAUGCUCUACGCCGACAUAAGCUGAUGAGUUCGAUCCAGAAGGAGGUUAAAGACUGGGGUGGUAUGGACCACACAGUGAUUCUGCUAUCCAGCCCCACCUAUUACAUGAGCAAUGACAUCCCAUACACCUUCCACCAAGACACUAAUUUCCUGUACCUGUGUGGGUUCCAGGAACCUGACAGCAUCCUGGUGCUCCAGAGUCUGCCUGGCAAAGUGCUACCAUCUCACAAAGCCAUGCUUUUUGUACCACGCCGAGACUUAAACCGAGAGCUGUGGGAUGGGCCGCGAUCAGGCACGGAUGGGGCAGUAGCUCUCACAGGAGUGGAUGAAGCUUAUACCAUAGAGGAAUUUAGAAACCUGGUGGCCAAACUUAAAGGUGAGUCAAAUGUGGUUUGGUAUGACUAUGCAAGGCCUGUGCACCCUCAGCUCCACUAUGAGUACCUGCAGCCUCUGACUGAAAUGAAAACUGGAAGCAAAAACCGUAUCCGAGGCUUCUGUCACCUGGUGCAAAACCUCCGGCUGAUCAAAUCCUCUGCAGAGAUUGAGAGGAUGAAGGUUGUUGGAAGGGUGACAUCACAGGCUUUCAUAGAAACAAUGUUUGCCAGCAAAUCCCCAGUGGAUGAAGCAUUUCUGUAUGCCAAGUUUGAAUUUGAGUGCCGGGCUCGUGGUGCUGACAUCUUGGCUUACCCCCCCGUUGUUGCUGGUGGUAACAGGUCUAACACCUUGCACUAUGUGAAAAACAAUCAGCUUAUCAAGGAUGGUGAAAUGGUCUUGCUAGAUGGCGGGUGUGAGUCUUCCUGCUAUGUAAGUGAUAUCACCCGUACAUGGCCCAUCAAUGGCAGGUUCACUGGUCCCCAAGCAGAGCUGUACCAGGCAGUCCUGGAGGUCCAGAAGUCUUGUCUGAGCCUCUGCUCCCCAGGUGUGAGCUUGGAGAACAUCUACAAUCUCAUGCUGAGCCUCACAGGGCAGAAGCUAAGAGAACUGGGGGUGCUAAGGAGAAGCAUUGAUGAGAACCACUUCUUCAAGGCUGUCCGGAAGUACUGCCCGCAUCAUGUGGGCCAUUACCUGGGUAUGGAUGUUCAUGACACACCCAGCAUGUCCCGAUCACUUCCACUGCAGCCAGGCAUGGUGAUAACCAUUGAGCCAGGGAUUUAUAUCCCAGAAGAUGACCUGGCUGCCCCCAAGAGGUUCCGGGGCAUUGGUAUACGAAUUGAGGAUGAUGUUGUAGUGACAGAGGACACACCGCUAAUCCUUUCUGCAGACUGUCCCAAGGAGAUCUACCACAUUGAGCAGAUCUGUGGCCGCAGUUUGUGACCUUUCUUCUCUGCCUCUUCCAGCUUCCUCAGGUUCUCCAGGAAACGCACUCCUGUGCACCCUGACAGAUGUGUAUUUUUGUAAAUGGACAUGGUUCCUGGGCAGUGAGAGUUGAGGGCUAGUUUGGAGGGUGUUGCUGCUCCAGGAACUGAGGGAGUUAUGAGGGAGACCUUGGGCAAUGUGGCUAUUAAAAUAAAGAGCCAAUUAUUUAUAUAUCUAAUUUUUGUUCUUGUUAGUGUCAAUUCAAACAAAGGAUCCAGAGUGCAGGAAGUAGAUUCCUUACCCUGCCACAUAGAUCCUUCCCCUUCUUCUCUGUUACAUGGUGAGACAGUUUUGCUCAGCAUAGCCCUUUGCCUGGCUCUGUCUACUUCGUAAUGAAUGGAAUAUAGCAGCUGUGAACCAGGCUCCAGGCAGAUUGCUCUUUGCUAGCAGUUUUGCACCAGGGCAGUCAAUCACAGAUGUUCAAAAUUAAAAUUUCAAAGUCGUCUCAGAGGGCAGGCACAAGCUGGGGGACAACUUUGGCUUCUGCAGUAGCAAUGACAAAAGGGGAUUGGACAGAUUAGCAAUUGGGCUCAGGCUGUGGUAGUUUGUAGUCAGUGAGGAAGGGUUUUAGCAUCUGAGGAUAAAGAUUCACAGAGGUCUUGUUCUAAGAGAUGCAAGCAAGAUCAGCAGUAGGGAGAAAGAGUCACCCUGUAGUAAGGCACAUCGGAGGGUUUGGUUAAUUGGGAGAAGGGACUAGACGAGGAGGGCACUCCUCAUUGUGUGUAGGCUAGCGAUUCAUCCUGCACUCUUGCCUCCUUUCCUUUCCGCCUAUAUCUCAGUCCCAGCUUUGUAGUCUAAUGUCACCACUGUUCCUCCAUCUAGAGCUGAGCUCCCUGGAUUAGACUGUAUUGGUAACCCACUGGCUAUGUCCUAGUUGAAAUCCAGUAUAUGAAUGGGCAGUUGUGUGCAGGACAGUUACAUCUCCAUCUGGGGCUUAAAUAGCAGGUGCAAACAGCCUCAGCAGUGCCCAGUGAACAGCGUGCAGCACAUGGAGCAAUUUGCUAGAAAGGAGAAAACUCUUGAGAGGAAUUCCAGGAUGAACACCUGCCUUUUGGGACAUUCCAAAUGGAAAGAAAGGGCUCUUGGACAGUAUCUGUGAGCCUGGUAUAAAUGUGAUCCCUGGCAGGGCCAGAUUAGUGGUAUCAAAAGAAAAGGGUGGGUCCUAAUUCCCCUCAGUUCCAUCCACAGUUGAGUUCAUUUUAGACAGUGGCAAAAGAGCCCACAAUAGCCAAAUGCAGUCUGUGUAUUUUGGCCCUGUUUUGGCUACCAGCUGUCUAUUUAAUACAUUGUGAAAAAUGACAAUGCACUUAAUGCUCUUGCUUUCAUUUCUACUUUCCUUUCCUUCACUCCAAUCUCUUUUUUUUUCCCUCUCAAGGAUGCUUGUAUAUGCUUUAUUUUGUGAUAUUCAGUAUCUUCCCCUUUAUUUCCUUUAUUUUUCCUCUUUCUUUUUGUUAUGCUUUAAUUCCCUGGCCCCCCUCCCCUUCCCAGUUUCACUCUUGCCUAAUCUCCCAACUUCUGUCUAUUAGUAUGUCCUUUCAGGCCUGAAUAGAUACCAUGCUUAUACCAAUAUAGCUGACCUUCAAUGCAGUAUAAAAAAUGAGUAGACAGGUGGUAAAACCACCUACCCUAGGUUAACUUCACCAAAAUCUGUAUAGCAUUAUUCCUGAAGGAAUCAGUGAUAAAACUACACAUAUAUACACUGUAUAUAUUGUAGGCAUGCAGGUGUGUCUGUGCAGCUAUCCCAGGGCAGUUAAUUGCUCAUGGAAAACAGGUUAUUACUUACUCCAUUGCCAGUUACUGUUGAGGUGCUCUUACAGGUGUGUACUGCAUGCAGCUGCAGUCUGGGAGAGCUGCAGUCAUCUGUCAGAUGUAAGCAGUGAUCUGUCAGGCACUCAGUCUCUGUACCACUCGCCCACAGCAAGUCUAGUCAUUAGCCUAUGGGAAUGGAAGUCAGGACUCUCUUGAGUCCCUUUCUGGCUCUGCAGUGGUACCUUCUAUACUUCUGUCUGCUGUACUUCCCUCAUCUGCAAAAUAUAUUUGACUUUCUCAUGUGAAUGCUGAACGUUUUGCUUAAUUUACCUGACCUACUUGUUUUAUUUAAAAAACAACAACACAAAAAGUGAUAAAUUAAGUGAUUUUUAUGUAUCAGUCUAUAGUCGUGUGAAGGAGCCUACUAUAUUUUGAUUGUGAUCACUUUGUGAGGUGCUGAUACGCUACAAUGGUGAGUGCAACAAAAAGUUGAGGGGAGGGUGACAAUACGUGGAAACAAAAAUAAUUGCUGCUUAUGUGCUAAUUGAUAGUUACUUUGUACUUUCAGUCUGUAACAGCUAACAGUGUUAUUCUAGACAUGCCUUUUAGACCUCUCAGCUCAUCCCUACAGGUAGCAACUCUGAAAUUUGAAUCUACAUAAGUAGCUGUGGAUAGUAUUCACAGGGAAAGUUAUUUGUGUGUGCCUAAUCACACAUCUGCCCGUGCACCUAAUUACAAAGUUGAUGAUUGUGACUUUACAUGUAAAUAAACUUUUGAAAUACAAAGUUAUUUUUGCAAAAAAGGUAGUUUGUAGAAAGUCAUUUCUUUGCCAUAAAGUCUCAUAGGUGUAAGCACUUCUGGCAAGAAUAUUUUUUUCAGGGAGAUUAUAAACUACCCAUAACUUGGAAUAGAUUAACAUUAUUAAAUGCAGCCACACAGAAAUGAAUAAUGACCCAAGAACAUGGUUAUGUGAUUUCCAAAGAGAGGCAGGUCCUGGAAAUGUUGGGAAAUUAAUUUUAUGAGUCUGAAUCAUUCAGAACUGUUGUAUAUUGCAUAAUUGAUUUUUUUAGGAUGUAAGGCUCUUCAAACCAGUUCCGAAUAUCCAGUUCAAGUUGUGAUUUGUCUCAUAUUCUGCAUUUCUUAUGAACUUAUUUUUUUCAGUCUAGGAUUUCUUUUAGGAGGUGCUUUCUAAUGCAGCUGCUUUUAAUGUUUGUGAUAAGAGUUAUUCAUGGUUGUUCUGAAUGACUAUGAAGGAUGCCUUUCCCAGAAUAUAGUAAAUACGCGUUUUAUCAAACUAAA